Messenger RNA from Sitodiplosis mosellana (orange wheat blossom midge), 3918 nucleotides. RefSeq names its product DENN domain-containing protein 1A. The transcript has 9 exons. The coding region runs from base 406 to 3327 and encodes 973 amino acids. Gene Ontology annotation, cellular component: cytosol; intracellular membrane-bounded organelle. Gene Ontology annotation, biological process: endocytosis; endocytic recycling. Gene Ontology annotation, molecular function: guanyl-nucleotide exchange factor activity; phosphatidylinositol phosphate binding. Lineage: Eukaryota; Metazoa; Arthropoda; Insecta; Diptera; Cecidomyiidae. The record is from RefSeq and is a predicted model, not a curated record.
AAUGAAACACAACAACACCACCAUUGAACAAAUGUCAAUCUCGCGUAAUUGCGACAAGAGGAGAGUGGACAGAGAAUGAAAAACACAAUAACUUAUACGAGAAACAGUAGAUUUGAAAGCAGUGUGCUGUACACAAAAGGCGCAAGCAGACUCAGCACCAAGUAACACAAUAUACACAACUGGGGGAGACUGACUGGGAGAGUGAGAGAGUGAUAGAGUUGGUGUGUGAGAUAUAUACACAAAAUUCACAAAAACAGCAGCAAGCGAAAAGAAGAAAAAAAAAAUAAUUCUGAUUGGCCUGUUGUGUGUUGCAACAAGAAAAAAAAAAGAAAUUAAAUUUUUCCAUUUUGCCUGCUUUAUCGAAUUAGACAAUGUGCGAUUCGAUUAAAAAUUCAAAUUAGUGACAUGAAUACACGUUUUAAAGAAAAUGUACAGAAGCUGUUCGAGUAUUGGUGUGAGAUAUCACCCACAGCGAUUGGUGAAAAAGUGUCGGGUGUCAUUGUUGAAAGUUUCCCAGAGAGAUUCAAAGAUACCGAAAUCAUAACAAAAAUCCCAGAGUUUGCCUAUCCGUGUCAGUUUUUAAAUGAAUCGGUUCAAACAUACUCGUUCGUAUUGACAAGCAGUGAUUCGAAAUGGAGAUUUGGAUUCUGUCGACACGAUGCCAAAGCACAAACGGCCAUGGUUAUCAUCACAUAUUUGCCGUGGCACGAUACAUUUCUAAAGUUUCUCAAUGUGCUCGGAGAGUUGAAGCGAACAUCGAAAAAUGAUUUUCAACCAUUUUUAGCCGAAGCCUAUGCAAAAGGCGUUCCUGAGCCUGGCGCAUGCCUCAGACUUUUUUACAAUUCAGGAUUGAGUAGUUUCGACUUUCAACGGCCGUCACAGUUUCAAUUGCCAAGCAUUCCAGAGAAUCAUAAUUUGAAUUUAUAUUAUAAUUUUGUCGAUCCAAAGAAUAUGAUUGCCGUGUUUGCGGCCAUGUUGGCUGAACGGCGACUCGUUUUUACAUCGCAACGCUUGGAUAGGCUAUCGAGCAGUGUGCAAGCGGCGCAUGCAUUUCUAUAUCCAAUGGUAUGGCAACAUAUUUUCAUACCAAUUUUACCACUAAAAAUGAAAGAGAUUCUGUGCGCGCCAAUGCCAUACUUGAUCGGUGUACCCGAAGCAGUAUUAGAAACAAUGACACGCGAGGAACUGGGCGAGGUGGUCAUAUUGAACUGUGAUAAUAAAUAUUUUGAAUCGCCAUUUGACGAUGUGAAAAAUAUGCCGGCUGAAUUAGUGUCACAAUUGAAGAAGCAAUUGAGCAAUCAACAUGAUCACAUUGGUGAUCGUGUGUCGAAAAUAUUUCUCGGUGUUUUGGUGCAGCUGAUCGGUGGCUACAGAGAUGCCAUCAAAUUUAGUCAAGGUGCUAAAUUGACAUGGUGCCGUGAAACGUUCAUCGAUUCACGGCCAUCACAUCUUCGGCCAUUCCUGCGUGAUAUGCUUGAAUUGCAAAUAUUUCAACAAUUCAUCGAGGAACGUUUGGAAAUGCUGAACACCGGUCUUGGAUUCUCCGAUGAAUUCGAAUUGGAAACGUUGCGACACCACGAAAAGCCAAGACAACGAAUCAAACCGUUUCUCCGAAAUGUGAAAGAUAAAACUAAUCCAGCCGUCAAAUCUGCUGUGCAGUCGGUGAAACAAGGAGGCCGUGGCAUGAAAACUGCGUACAAAGGCCUAAAAUCCAAAUUGAGCGACCGUACACCGUCAAAGGAGAGUUCAUCGCGUUCCGGUUCGGUAGCAUCUGCACCGUUAGCCAGCGGCUGUCGUUCCGAACCGAAUUCGCCGGUAUUUACAAAAAGACCACAAAGUGAUUUAAUUUCAAUAAGUAACAGUAGCACGCAUCGCAGCAAACCACCAAAAAUGCUUCAAACCUCCAAUUCAAUGAUAAAUAAUUCAAAUUUAACCAAUCAUUUCAACAAUAACAUAACAAUUAACAACAAUAGUAGCAGUAGCAUUGUUGCUGCGAUGGCAUCGGCUUCGACAGCCAGCGCCGCCGCGGCCACCACUCAAAAUGGUAAUAGCAUCAUUUCAAAGCCAAACCAUGGCAAUGCCAUUAGUCAUUCGAUUAGUAAGAGUCCAAUUACAGUUAGCUCAAGUCCUACCAGUUCGCUAUCGUCGACAUCUGAAAUGAAUAUUUUGCAAGAACUGCAACAACAUGCCUUGUUCAAAAUGCCAACGGUCGAUCGAAGUUUGAAGCCAGUAAAUAGUACGGAGAACAGACGAUCUAGUCGUAGUGGAUCGUUGGUGAAUACGCCCGAUCAUCAGGCAAAAUCAUCGACAAUACCGCCUGGUACAUUGUUUCCAUUGGACGAUGUUGGUGAAUCAUCGCCUUAUUUGGAGGCAAGAAACGAUUCAUCGGCAUCGAAUAGUACGUGCAGUUUCGAUGCACCACCGGAUGUGCUGCCACCAGUUCCACCGCGAAUAACGAAUCCACCGCCACGAAACAAUCGCAAUGCAACGAGUGAACAUUUAAUCAUAAUCGAUACCGAUGAUCAGGUUGAUCCUGCACCCGUGCCAGCGGCUCGUAACAGAACGAAAACGGCAACACAACCUCCGCCACCACCACUGCCACCGCACAACAGUGUGGCCAAAGCGCCUGCAAACAAUCGCAACGGUUUCGAGAAUAAUUUCGUACAAAAUACAAACUCAUUGAAUCUACGGAUUAAUAAUAUUAUAAUAAAUCGUACCGAAUCGCUCAUUGAACCAUCGCCUAAACCACCGCCACUACCACCACAAAACUACAAAUUGAACAUGACCAAUGAAACGAAAACAUCCGAGGUAAACAGUGAUGUACCGGCGGAUUUGAUCGAAUUGAAUUCACGUGAAGAAUCAUUUGAAGUAGAUGAUUUUGAUCCAUUGAAUCAGAAUGCAAAACAAAUACCAACCGUACCGAAGCGAUCGCCAGUGGUGUUGCCACCGGUACUAUCAUCCGUACCGAAAGGUGCAUCGCCGAAUAGUAGCAAUGCAGCAUUCAGUAAUCCAAUGUAUCCAUACUUUGUACCAUCAUAUUUGCAAAAAAAGGCUAACACAGCGCCAGUCACAAACGCGGUGAAUAAUACAAAAAUCGAUGACGAUGUAGAACUACUGCGUAAAUACGGUUUGGAUCAAUUUAAAUUGAUUGAACGCAAUUCGAGAACAUCAACAUCAUCGAAUGACACAGCACCGCAUCCAUUUAGAAUGGGCAGUGGCAAUCAACACACAAAUCGCACAAGUGAAACGUUUCGUGAUAAUGGCCUGCAAACAAACGGUGACAUCCAUCGGCCAAAAAGUAACAAUAACUGGACUACAUUUGACUGAAUGGCCAACACAUUUUUUUUUCUUCUUUCCAUCAAAUUGGAAUAUAUUUUUUUGUGGUUUUUCACCGGGGAAUAAAAGGCGAAUUGUAUUAUAUAUUAAAAAUAAUGCUUGCGAGAAGAAACAAAAAGACGCUGUGAAGAAUAGCAGAAAUUCCCCAAUUGUGUGUGGUGUAAAUUAUUUGAAAUGAAUUAGCUUAUCGUAGUGAUUAGUUAGCUGCAACUUGAUUUUUUUUUUUUGAAAAGUUUGAAUAUGAUUUGAAUGCGGCUUGAAAAUCGAAAAUGAAAUUAAACAAAAAAGACAAAUGAUAUGUAAAUUUGUAUGGUUCCCCAGUAUAAAGAGUGCAAUCGAGUUGAUUAUUUUUGCAAAACCGAAAAAUCGAGUCAAAGUCGAAGCUACUCAUUUUAUAGUCGAAAGAAAGAUUUUACUUGUCUAGUACAACACACUUGGAAUGGAUAUUUUAAUGAGAAUUUAUUCAAUUUAGACUGCAAAAUUGGUAUUCCGUGCUUUUUCACGAAUUUAAUCGAAAAGAAAAGAAAAAAAAUAAGAAAAUAAAACGUUGCAAUGAAUUUUUAAUUUAAGCGUGCGGAUAAA